CUUCAACAAUUUCCACUACCUACUAGAUACCUAAUCCUUCAUACUAAAGAAAACAUAGACUUAUAACAAAAAUAUUAUUAUUUACUUCGUAUAUUUUUGUGUUUCAAAUUAAUGGAGGGAGAUCAUAAAUUAGUUUCAAAUUCAACAAAUGGAAAUGGAAAUGGAAAUGGAAAUUCAGAUCAAAUAAAGUAUAGAGGAAUUCGUAGAAGACCAUGGGGAAAAUUUGCAGCAGAAAUUCGUGACCCAACAAGGAAAGGGACAAGAAUAUGGCUUGGAACAUUUGAUACUGCUGAACAAGCUGCAAGAGCUUAUGAUGCUGCUGCUUUUCAUUUUCGUGGUCAUAGAGCUAUUCUCAAUUUCCCUAAUGAAUAUCAAGCUCCUAAUUCAUCUUCUUCAUUACCUAUGCCUCUUACUAUGCCUCCACCACCUUCUUCUAAUCCACCUCCUUCUUCUUCUUCUUCUUCCUCUUUUUCUUCUUACACCGUUGAUGAUGGUUUUGAUGAGCUUGAAUUCUUGGAUAAUAAGUUGCUUCAAGAACUUCUUCAAGAUGGAACACAAUAGUUAACUAUUGAAGAUCAAGUGGCAUGAAAUGUAUUGUUGUUCAUUUAAUUUUCUCUUCAUUAAUUUAUUUUGUUUUGUUUAUGUAUCUCAUUUUUAUGAUUAAAUGAGAAUGGGGUAUUAGAGACAUUAUUAAUAAUUGUAAGAAUUUUAUUGAGAGAUCAAUAAGAGAGAUGGAUAUGAAUAUGAUAUUUAUUAAAUGGGCUUCCUUUUGCUUGGCA
Messenger RNA from Medicago truncatula (barrel medic), 779 nucleotides. RefSeq names its product ethylene-responsive transcription factor ERF098. Gene Ontology annotation, molecular function: DNA binding; DNA-binding transcription factor activity. The coding region runs from base 112 to 561 and encodes 149 amino acids. The record is from RefSeq and is a predicted model, not a curated record. Gene Ontology annotation, biological process: ethylene-activated signaling pathway; regulation of DNA-templated transcription. The transcript has a single exon. Lineage: Eukaryota; Viridiplantae; Streptophyta; Magnoliopsida; Fabales; Fabaceae.